AUGACAAUACCUUCUUAUAAUAACAGUUACGUCGUCGUCGACAGAAACGGCAUCGUCGAAAACAAGCACUUGGUUCAUGCUGUCGUCGUGGACUCUACCGGGCAGCUUCUGCUUUCCCUCGGCGACCCAUCGCGAAUAACCUUGAUUCGCUCCGCAGCCAAGCCUGCUCAAGCGCUGGCAGUUGUGGAAACUGGUGCCCUUGAGCAAUUUGGCUUUGAUGAUGUUGAUCUAGCACUCAUGUGUGCCUCACACAGCAGCGAAGAACGGCAUGUUGCACGGGCUCAGCAAAUGCUCGCGAAAUCACAGCACAUUGAGGAUCAGUUGCGCUGUGGUGGUCAUCCUUCAAUCAACUUAGCUAUCAACCGAGAAUGGAUACAGCGUGGUUUCGAGCCAACCGGAGUUUACAAUAAUUGCUCCGGAAAACACGCGGGUAUGCUAGCCGGUGCUAAAGCUAUCACCGCUUCCUCAGACGACUAUCACCUAUUGACACAUCCGAUCCAGGCUAGAGUCAGGCGGGUGGUGGAGGAAUUGGCAGGUCUGGAAGAACAAGAUGUUCAGUGGGGGCUUGACGGUUGCAAUAUGCCAGCUCCCGCGCUACCCCUCUUCCAUCUGGCUAAGAUUUAUGCUUCAUUUGCUCAAGCGUCAGAUGCAUUGGCAAGCGGCGAUCCAACCGCUAAAAGAGUACAACAUAUGGGGCGGAUAUUUAACGCCAUGUCUCGAAGCCCCGAGAUGGUUGGCGGCGAGGGCAGAUUUGAUACGCUCCUUAUGCGUGCUUUCAAUGGCACUAUCAUCGGGAAGGUUGGGGCCGAUGGCUGCUAUGGGAUCGGACUGCGUGAGUCUGAGCGGACCGAAAAUCUUGGGGCUGUGGGCGCAAUUGGUAUUGCGGUCAAGAUUGAAGAUGGAAAUUUGGAUAUACUCUAUGCCUCCGUGGCCGAGAUCUUGGAGCGGCUGAAGGUUUGCAGCCGAGAAGACGUACAGAGCCUGGAGACAUAUCAUCAUCCUAAAAUUAGAAACACCAUGGACAUCGUCACAGGUACAACAAACUUCCAGUUUAGUUUUAAGUCAGAAAGAGGAGUUUUGAUCGGUUAG
Messenger RNA from Trichoderma aggressivum f. europaeum, 1089 nucleotides. RefSeq lists its product as uncharacterized. The record is from RefSeq and is a predicted model, not a curated record. The transcript has a single exon. The coding region runs from base 1 to 1089 and encodes 362 amino acids. NCBI's taxonomy places the organism in Eukaryota, Fungi, Ascomycota, Sordariomycetes, Hypocreales, Hypocreaceae.